CCGCGCGCCUUAGUGUUUCUCAGCGUCAGCUGGAGAAGUCGAGCGAUUGGUUUACGGCGUUGAUUCGUGAUUUUUAUUGGAUUACUUUUUUAGUGGAAUCGAGUCGAAUUAAGAGUCGAGUGACAGAUGAAAUGUCUUCUUCAGAGCUUUGCGACCGUUUCUCUCUUUAAUUUCGUUCUGGAUGCGUGAGAAGAGUUUAUCUGUGAAGAAACUCCAGCGUCUCCGCUCUGUUCUGUUCAGCUGUAAAUGAUCUCCAGACAUGGACGACUCAGGAGCUUCCUACUUGGCCUUUAAUGAUUUUAACAGUAAUGGCGCCGCACUGUGGACAGAGUCUCUGGCCCAUCAGGAGCGUCAGGAGGUGGAGAGCUUCAGGAGGAAACUCAAAUACUUCUUCAUGAACCCGUGUGAGAAGUACCGAGCUCGAGGCAGGAAGCCGUGGAAGCUGAUGCUGCAGAUCAUCAAGAUCGCCGUCAUUACCAUCCAGCUGGUGUCUUUUGGCCUGAGUAAUCAGAUGGUGGUGACGUUUAAGGAGGAGAACCUGAUGACCUUCAAGCACAUGUUCCUGAAAGACUUCGCCGAUCACAACGCUAAAGCCUAUGCUGUCUACACGCAGCAUGAGGUCUACACACACCUGAGCUACAUUGUACAGCAGUUCCUGCAUUUACAGAACAUCACUGUGGGGAACCAUGCCUAUGAGAAGGACGGUCAUCUCUACACUCCUCUGCUCGUCUGCCAGCAGUUCUACCACAACGGCAGCAUUUCCCCCGGCAACGAGACCUUCGAGAUCGAUGCCAAGGUGGAGGAAGAAUGCCUCGAGAUUUAUCCUGUGCAGCCGUUAUCUACUGAGGAAGACACGCAACUGAACAACUUUACACUGCAGUUCAAACGGCUGCUGGAGGUGAACGUGUACUUUACCCUGAAGGCCAUUAAUCUGCAGACUGUGCAACACCACGAGCUUCCUGACUGCUAUGACUUCAGCAUCGUGAUCACCUUCGAUAACCGCGCCCACAGCGGCCGGAUCAGAGUGGACCUGGACAACGAUGUGGACAUUAACGAGUGCCGAGACUGGAAAGUCACAGGAGCCUCCCCUAAGAACAUCUACUACACAGUUCUGUUCGACGUGGUGAUCAUCCUCACCUGUCUGGCAUCUCUGGUUCUCUGCACACGCUCAGUCAGCACCGGAGUCCAGCUGCAGUUUGAGUACACCACUUUCUUCCUGAAGCAUUAUGGGAAGCGAGUGUCUUGGUCCGACCGCAUGGAGUUUAUUAACGGGUGGUACAUCCUCAUCAUCAUCAGCGAUGUCCUCACCAUCACCGGCUCAGUGCUCAAAAUUGCCAUCCAGCUCAAGGCUUUGACAAGUUACGACAUCUGCAGCAUCCUCCUGGGAACUGGCACCAUGCUGGUGUGGGUCGGAGUGCUGCGUUACAUGGGCUACUUUAAGAAAUACAACAUCCUGAUUAUCACCCUGAGAGCUGCAUUUCCCAACGUGAUCCGUUUCUCCUGCUGCGCUGCCAUGCUCUACCUCGGCUACUGCUUCUGUGGCUGGAUCGUACUCGGACCCUACCAUGAGAAGUUCCGCACACUGAACACGGUGUCCGAGUGUCUGUUCUCCCUGAUCAACGGAGACGACAUGUUCGCCACCUUUAAGAACAUGCAGCAGAAGAGUUACCUGGUGUGGCUGUUCAGUCGUGGUUACCUGUACACCUUCGUUUCACUCUUCAUUUACAUGGUGCUCAGCCUCUUCAUCACCCUGAUCACCGACACCUACGAGACCAUCAAGCAGCAGCAAUUGGACGGAAAUCCUGUGUCUGAGCUCCAGGUCUUUAUAUCGGAGUGUAAAGAUCACCCGAACUCGGGCUGUUACCGUGUGGAGGAGCGAUCGUCUCCCUGCCUGUUCUGCUGCACCCGGAGGCUCAGUGACCUGCACGAGAGACUGGAGUGUUAAACACGGGCACGGCGACGUGGAUCACACAGAACAUAAUUCAUUUGAGUUUAAUUCCAUCCGUCAUCUAAACGCAACACACAGGUGAUGAAGGAUGAAAGAAUGUCCCUGAUGUUUCAGUCACUUUAUUUCAGCAGCUCAGACACACCGUAUACCACUGGUACCUGGGGAUAUACUCGAUGUAUGUGAUAUUCACUAUAAAUAAGAAAUUAAGCCCAUUUGUUUUUGCAGUCUGCUUUAUACGCUGUGUGUUUGAAUUUCCACUGAACGAUUUCUUGCUAUUAAUAAAUUAAAUUUGAGAGAUUUCUGAAAUGCUCAGUGUUCAGUCUCUACAUCUGAAGGAAAGCUAUUUCUAAUAUGUUCAGGUGAAGGAAAUGAAGCUGAAAUCCUGACUAAGAGUUAUUUUAAGAAUCUGAAUUGAUAGUCAUUUAAGAAACACUUUUAAUGUUGCAAUGAAAAUCUUCAAAUCUGUAUGAUGUAAUAGACACAACAGUUAGCUUUAAUGCUAACAAACAGGUUGUUCAUUGUCAUGUGAUGUUGCUGUUUCUGCUCUGUUUAUCUGAUUGAGGUUUUUCUUUUAAUUUACUUCAUUCUGUUGUGUCUGGUAUUGCUGAAGAAGUCUUCGCCCAAAGAUAAAACCACAAAUUAAACCACAAAAAUAUGAGCAACGUUUUUAAACAAUGGCGUAUACAUUUUUUGGCAUUACCAAAAAAAAAGGCUACCUACUUCAGAUUUAACAAGUUAUAAUUGUAGAAGAUCUGAAUUUUUCAUGAAGAAGGACUUUGCAGUUUCUCAGUAGCAAUAAAAAAAACUUAUAAGCUGUGUUGUUUUUUUCUUAUUACCUUCGAGAGAGAAUAAAGAGAG
This is a messenger RNA of Hemibagrus wyckioides, 2806 nucleotides long. RefSeq names its product mucolipin TRP cation channel 3b (gene mcoln3b). Gene Ontology annotation, cellular component: lysosomal membrane; plasma membrane. Bases 260 to 1945 code for a protein of 561 amino acids. The record is from RefSeq and is a predicted model, not a curated record. Lineage: Eukaryota; Metazoa; Chordata; Actinopteri; Siluriformes; Bagridae. The transcript has 14 exons. Gene Ontology annotation, molecular function: NAADP-sensitive calcium-release channel activity.